AAGACGAGUAAACGCUGUGGUCACACUGGCUAAUAUCUCCUGCAACCGGUUGUUUAUUUUUAUAGAAUCUUGAAAUAAAAUCCUUCAGGAACAUGUCAAGGCGAGGACUUCUACUAUUGGGCCAAUGCAUGCCCUGCGUCAAGCAGAAUGCCUCCAAGAUACGUAUUCGGCGUAUGGAAAUGGACAAGAAUCUGAAUAUGUACUUCAAAAAGGAUGAGUUCUACUUUGCCCACGAUCCGCAGAAGGUGUGCAAAACCGGGGAUGUGGUCCUGAUCCGGGAGCUGCCCGAGCGACUAACCCGCCUCAUCACUCACAACGUGGAAAAGGUCGUCUAUCCGCUGGGUGACAUAACCGAUCCACUGACUGGAAAGAAGGUGGUCGUGGGCAAGUACCGCGAGGACAUCGAGAUGGCCAACCAGCUGUUCGGAAAGUCGGAGAAAGCCUUCGACUACGACAAAGCUCCGCCUCGCGGUCGCCUCGAGGGAACCAAGGAUUUCACGCACGGAGAGACCUACAUCAAGUACCACGAGGAUGGCAAGGAUCAGCCCUUCGCCGUGUAGAGCACCACCGGUCGUUUAUCUGUUAAGUUUCCCCUUUGUUUGAUAGUAAAGUGAACUAAUUUGUCCUAGA
This is a messenger RNA of Drosophila elegans, 630 nucleotides long. RefSeq names its product 28S ribosomal protein S17, mitochondrial (gene mRpS17). Gene Ontology annotation, biological process: mitochondrial translation. The transcript has 2 exons. NCBI's taxonomy places the organism in Eukaryota, Metazoa, Arthropoda, Insecta, Diptera, Drosophilidae. Gene Ontology annotation, cellular component: ribosome; mitochondrial small ribosomal subunit. Gene Ontology annotation, molecular function: structural constituent of ribosome. The record is from RefSeq and is a predicted model, not a curated record. The coding region runs from base 93 to 560 and encodes 155 amino acids.